This is a messenger RNA of Ectocarpus siliculosus, 2743 nucleotides long. NCBI's taxonomy places the organism in Eukaryota, Phaeophyceae, Ectocarpales, Ectocarpaceae. The record is from the annotation of a GenBank genome assembly.
CACACCUCGCUGUUUCCCUGCCGGUCUCUCCGAAGACGAAGGCGCUAACCAUGACGACCUCCACGAUCCCCUCGCUGACCUCCUCGGACCCCGAUUAUCUCCUGCAGUCUGCAACGCUCGGCGAUGUCGCCUCGCUUGCGGGUGACAUGGACAUCUUUUGGUUGUUGUUUGGCGCCAUCCUCGUCUUCUUCAUGCAGACUGGAUUCGCCAUGCUGGAGGUCGGUUCCGUGUCCAUCAAGAACACCAAGAACAUCUUGAUCAAGAACAUCGGCGACGCCUCCCUCGGCGCCAUCUGCUGGUGGCUGUUCGGCUACGGUGUCGCCCUGGGAGAUACUAAGGGUCGUUUCAUCGGAAGCAACGCCUUCGCCCUCAAGGGCAGCCACUUCGAGGCGGACGACGGCACCCUCACCAACGGCUACAGUUACGCCAUGUGGCUGUUCCAGUGGGCCUUCGCCGCCACCGCCGCCACCAUCGUGUCGGGGGCUGUGGCCGAGCGCGUGUCCUUCAACGCGUACAUCAUCUACUCCGUCAUCCUGACGUCGUUCAUCUACCCCGUCGUCGUGCACUGGGGCUGGGGCGGCGGGUGGGCCUCGGCCUGGGUGGACGAGGACCUCCUGUUCGACUGCGGUGUCAUCGACUUCGCCGGUUCUGGCGUCGUCCACAUGACCGGCGGCCUGGCAGCGCUCGCAGCGGCCAUCGUCGUGGGACCCCGCACCGGCCGCUUCAACGAGGACGGCACCGCCAACACCCUCCCCCAGCAGUCCGCGGUGCUCCAGACACUCGGCACGCUCAUCCUCUGGUUCGGAUGGUACGGGUUCAACGGCGUGUCCACUCUCGCCAUCAACGGCCUUGCUGGGGUUGCCGCGAAGACCAUGGUGACCACCACCAUCUCGGCUGCCUUCGGCGCCGUCACCACCGUCCUCCUGGGCAAGCUUAACCUCGGGUACUGGGACGCAGGGGCCGCCAACAACGGUCUCCUCGCUGGUCUCGUGGGCGUCACCGCGGGCUGCUCCACCUGCGAGCCCGAGGGCGCGAUGGUGAUCGGCAUCAUUUCCGGCUUCGUGUACACGUACUCCUCCAAGAUGCUUGUGAUGCUCAAGAUCGAUGACGUCGUGGACGCCAUCCCCGUCCACUGCUUCUGCGGAGCGUGGGGUGUAUUCGCCGCGUCGCUCUUCGCGACCAAGGACAACUAUAGCGCGGCUUACUAUGGCGACCGCGUGGACAAGUGCGCGGGUGCCUUCUACGGCGGCGAUGGAAAUGCCGUCGCUGCCAACGUGGUAUUCAUUCUGGCCGUCAUCGCAUGGGUGUCGGCUACGUGCAUGGCCCUGUUCUUGGGGAUCAACGCUGUCGUCGGAAUGCGUGUGGACAAGGAGAUGGAGCAAAUCGGCAUGGACGACUCCAAGCACGGGGGCCAGACCUACCCGGAAAUGGUGAAGGGGGCCACCGUGGCGUAAUUUUUUUUUUCUCCUUUGGUCUCGCCAACGUCAGACGGCGGCCACCUAGCGAUCGACGAACGGCCCGGCCUUGGUUCCCGUUUUGUUGUAACUCCGAUCCCAAGAGGCCGUCAGUGACGAGCCAGCCGGCUUCGCACGCACUUGACUGCGCGGCCGAACGCCGGGCUUGUUGUAGAAGAAUUAAUCAUAUGUAGCUAGCGGACGUCUGAUGGUGUACGCUCGGGCCCUUCCUGAGCCCUUCUGGCGUGUUUUUUUUUUUCAGACACAACUUCGUGUUUUCGCUUUCGGUGCCUUUUUUUUUGCUUUUCAUCUCGUCAGUUGUGGGUUGGUCCGGUGGUGGAGACGGGGUGGCUUUUUUCACCAGCGGUUAAGUAACGCUUUGGUGUUGGGUCAAUUCGUUCACCCGGAGGUUGCUGGGGUGACUUUCUUGCCUUUCGUCUUGAGGAGGAGGGAAAUGGGGCGGCGUGUUGUGCCCGUAACGGUAGCAUGACAUCCUGGACUAGUCCAUGAGUCCAUGCUCUCUCGCCUAAAUAGGUUUUGAGAUGCCCUCGAUUUCCUCCGAUCAUCGCGUACUAGCGCUCCUUUUGCGAGCGGUUGAAUUGAGUGGAAAACGCCCGGGCAUUGCGAGGGUACACCACCCGCCGCCAAGCAUGUAUUUUUUCAUCAGAUGUUUCGUGCCUGGGUAUAUUAGAAACCAGUUUCAUACGAUUGAUGGCGUACGUACGGGGUACUUUCUAAACACCAGUAUGACCGCCGCACACGAAUUGCGUAGGCCCUCGAGGCGAAGACACACUUGUAAGGACUUGGUUUCCGGAAGAAAACUCCGCUGCGGUGUUUCUAUCGUGGUGCCCUUGCCCUUGAAAGUCGGUUGCGUCUGCUUGCUUCUUUCAACGGAAAGACUGCUGUUAUUUGAUGCAUAUCAGCAGGUUGCCUUUGCUUGCUUCUUUCAACGGAAAGACAGCUGUUAUUUGAUGCAUAUCAGCAGGUUGCCUUUGCUUGCUUCUUUCAACGGAAAGACUGCUGUUAUUUGAUGCAUAUCAGCGUGAGCCCGUUGCCAAAGGUACGAGUGAUUGAUUGCCGUCUGGGAUUUCCAGGAGACGAGGGGACGCGUGCUGUUGAAGAGGUGUUGCGGGGUUCUUUUUCAUUUUGUUGUACCAAUAGGAAGCGGAGGCUCGAACUUAUGUGUAGGCUGCACUACCAACGUUUCACGUGCGUUUGAACCCUCGUGCGUGGCGCAUGAAAGGGCACAAUAAUAUAACAAAAACGAUACGCGUUCUUCGUAUCUGCGA